AGAUGGCGGUAGUGCACCUUCACGCUUGUCCCCAAAAACAAACAAGGAAAAUGGAAGCUGGGACUGGCGGAAGAGCUCGUCUAAGGUUAUCUGCGCCAUCUGCGUGUUACAUGUUGCGAAUCUUGUUAUGUGUUGAGCUGAAACAGUGGGGCUUUGGAGGCGCCCGGCCUGUCUAAAGAAGAAGAUAACGGAAGCGGUUAGCUAAGUUAGCUUGUUGUUUUGGUGUAAGGUGGAUAUUUGAGACUCUACAGAAACAAUGGCUUCAGGCCAGUCUCUGAGAGAAUUUAUCUGCAAGCGACUUUCUGCUGCUGCUGAAGAAAUAUUCUCAGAGUUUGAAGAAACCAUCAUCCGGUACGAGAAAGAGAUCGCUCGUCAGCGCAGACUGCUGGAGCUCAGCUGGAACCCACAGAUCAACUUACACAGAAUAGAACUCCCACUGCAUGAUAUCAGGAAAGAGGAGGAGAUUCUGACUGACCAGCAGCUCUGGAGCCAGGAGAGGAGCUCCAGUUUGGACCUGGAAGAACCAGAACCUUUACAGGAGGGACUAGAAGCUCCACAGAUAAAGGUGGAGCAGGAUGAGCCAGAACUUUUGCAGAUUCUAGAACAAGAUGAGCUCAGCAUCAGUCAGGAUGAAGAUCAAUUAGUACUAAAGCAGGAGAUGGGUACCUCCCUUGUGACUCCUCCUGAAGAGGAAAGAGACCACGAUGACCCAGAACCAGUCAGCAACCAACUCCUUUUUUCAGCUUUUCCUGAGGCUGAGACUGGAGCCACUGCUCCUCAAGCAUCAACAGCCUGUCCAGAAGUUCUACGGGAUCAUGUCUGGGGAAUAAAGGAGGUUCUGACUGACCAGCAGCUCUUUAACCAGGGGGUGACGUCCAGUGUGGACCAGGAGGAACCAGAACCUCAGCUGAUCAACGAGACCCAGCAGGAACUCCGUAUCCAUCUGCACGAAGGGCCGUUCAUACUGAAGCAGGAAAAUGUUUUCCUUACGGCGGCUUCUCCUUCAGAAGAAACAGAUGAGAACCAACCCUUGUGUCAGAGUUCUACUGAAGCUGAGAACCAAGAUCAGGAUGGAUGCAGGAAUGAAAACUCGGACUCGAGCAGGAAUGAAGCACUGACACGGAACGAUCAGGGAGAUGGUCAGAAACUAAAGAAGCACAGCCGUGAGAAACGAGUCUCAUGUACCAUCUGUGGGAGAUCUUUCAGUGGAAAUCGAUGUUUAGGUAUUCACAUGAGAAUGCACAAAAGGAAGAAACCACAGCCAUGUAAAAUUUGUGGUAAAUGUUACUCUCUUUGGAAACCCUUCAAUGCACACAUGAUGGCUCACGAACGUAGAAAGGAAUAUCCGUGUGAGAUUUGUGGUGAACGUUUCUUCUUGAUUAGUAUUUGGGCUAGUCACAUGAAGACUCACACACGCGAAGAGCCACGGUCAUGUAUGUUUUGUGGUAAACGUUUCUUCUCAAAUCGUAAUUGGACUAGUCACAUGAGGACUCACAGGCUAGACGCCAUAUCCAUGUGAAAUCUGUGGUAAAUGUUUUUCUCAGCUUACUUGACUAAACACGAGGAAACUCAUUGCGGGCCAUGUUCGAGCUGUAGGAGUUUCAGAAAUUAUCUUUAAAUAGCAGGUUUGCCGAAAAACCUUUUUUAUUAUUUUUGAAAAUGAUCCGUCUGAGCCU
Nothobranchius furzeri (turquoise killifish) is the source of this 1676-nucleotide messenger RNA. Its product is annotated as zinc finger protein 875. Lineage: Eukaryota; Metazoa; Chordata; Actinopteri; Cyprinodontiformes; Nothobranchiidae. Gene Ontology annotation, cellular component: nucleoplasm. Gene Ontology annotation, molecular function: RNA polymerase II cis-regulatory region sequence-specific DNA binding; DNA-binding transcription repressor activity, RNA polymerase II-specific. Gene Ontology annotation, biological process: regulation of transcription by RNA polymerase II. The record is from RefSeq and is a predicted model, not a curated record.